This is a messenger RNA of Capsicum annuum, 441 nucleotides long. RefSeq lists its product as uncharacterized. The record is from RefSeq and is a predicted model, not a curated record. Gene Ontology annotation, molecular function: electron-transferring-flavoprotein dehydrogenase activity; flavin adenine dinucleotide binding. The coding region runs from base 1 to 441 and encodes 146 amino acids. Gene Ontology annotation, cellular component: cytoplasm. The transcript is spliced from 3 exons. NCBI's taxonomy places the organism in Eukaryota, Viridiplantae, Streptophyta, Magnoliopsida, Solanales, Solanaceae.
AUGUUAAUAGUCAGAGGCGGGCUAACAGGUGUGGAACCGACUGCUGAAAUUGCUGUGGAUUUUCCUACCAAAAAGGUAAGACUGGUGCACAGGGGAUCAAGAUUGUUGGAAUUUAUAGGAGAAAGCGCUAUCAACAAGGCACUGAAUUGGCUUACUUCAAAUAAGGUUGAGGUCAUAUUGGGAUCUGGUGGAGAAACUACAGUCGCUGAUUGCCAUUUUCUUUGCAACUGUACACCAUUUGGUUCAGCAUGGCUAAAAGAGACUAUCUUGAAGGAUAAUGGUUGUGGAAGGGUAAUGGUUGAUCCAAGUUUGAGGAUCAAUGGACGCAAUAAUAUCUUUGCUAUUGGGGACAUCACUGAUGUUUCGUUCCUGUUUUUCAUAUUCAAGCAUGGGUCUGAAACUUAUGAUUACUUUGUUUUGGAGAUUGGUUGUAGUAAUUAA